CGAUAUCCGGGCAAGCACAUCCCCACUGGUCAACAGAAGGGCGCAGAACAACGAAGUAUAAGUCCUCCUCGAGAUACAGCAACCACCAAAUCAGUAUAUUCUCCCCUGAGACAACGAAUGUCAACAAUUCAAAUGUAAAACGAUUUGACGCCGUCAUGGGCUCCCCUGCCAUUGAACUGGAGAACCGCUUGCCGGUGCUCGCUCCCGCCGUCACCGCCGUCGACGUGACCAACGCCCAGGAGAGUAAUGCCACACAAAUUCAAACACUGCACGAGUUUUCUCUGCCGCCCGUCGACACGGGCAAAGAUGCAUGGCUCUUUCUUGCUGCCUGCUGGGCCGUUGAAGCCUUGGUGUGGGGAUUCGGUUUCUCCUUUGGGGUCUUCCAGGACUAUUACUCCUCCCACCUGCCUUUUCAGGGCGCCGGCAACAUUGCCGUAGUGGGCACUACUACCCUGGGCGUCAUGUACAUCGCCACGCCCUUCGUCAUCUCUCUCUCCCGCCUGCGUCCCCGCUGGGCGCGCUGGUUCACCCUCGGCGGGCUCGUCGCGGCUGCGCUCACCAUGGCCCUCAGCUCCUUUUGCACCACCGUCGACCAGCUCAUCGCCACGCAGGGCGUCCUCUUCGGCAUCGGCGGCUGCUUCGCCUAUUGCCCCAGCAUCCUCUACAUCGACGAGUGGUUCGCGCGGCGCAAGGGCAUGGCGUACGGCAUCAUGUGGAGCGCCGCCGGGUUUGGCGGGGUCGUGCUGCCGCUGCUGCUCGAGUUCCUCCUGACGUCGUACGGCUUCCGCACGGCGCUGCGCGUCUGGGCGGUAGUGCUGUUUGUUCUGGCGAUCCCGCUGUCCUUCUUUGUCAAGCCUCGGCUACCGCUGUCGGCGACGGCGGCCGUCAAUGGGCGCCCGUUCAAAAAUAUGCGCUAUGUCCUGUCGAGGCGGUUCCUGCUGCACCAGAUGGCCAACGUCGUCCAGGCGACGGGCUACUUCCUGCCGGGCGUCUAUCUCCCUUCGUAUGUGCGCGCCACCUUUGACGCGUCGACGAUGCUGUCGGCCUUGACCGCCGUGCUUGUCAACAUUGCCGCGACCAUGGGCUCGAUCGUCAUGGGCUGGAUGACGGACAAGCUGCCCGUCACGACGUGCCUGGUGUUGUCCGGCAUCGGAGCCAGCGUUGCGGCGCUGGUGCUGUGGGGGCUGACGUCGACAUUGGCGGGCGUGUAUGCAUUCUGUGUCGUGUAUGGGCUCUUUGCUGGUUGCUACACGUCCAUCUGGCCGGGGAUCAUGCGCGAGAUUGCGAGUCCGAAAGAAUCCGAGGAGCAUGCGCACGCAUAUGUCGACCCGACUUUGGUUUUUGGAUGGCUGUGCGCUGGCAGAGGGAUCGGAAACGUGGCGUCUGGGCCCCUGAGUGACUUGCUUAUCCAUGGUCGUCCGUGGUUGGGCCAGGCGAUGGGAGGGUACGGAAGCGGCUAUGGGAGCCUGAUUGUGUACACCGGAGUUUCGGCAGUAGUUGGUGGGAGCGCUUUUGUCUGGAGACGACUCGGAAUACUCUAA
Messenger RNA from Parathielavia appendiculata, 1541 nucleotides. RefSeq names its product MFS general substrate transporter. Lineage: Eukaryota; Fungi; Ascomycota; Sordariomycetes; Sordariales; Chaetomiaceae. The transcript has 3 exons. Gene Ontology annotation, biological process: transmembrane transport. Gene Ontology annotation, molecular function: transmembrane transporter activity. Gene Ontology annotation, cellular component: membrane. The record is from RefSeq and is a predicted model, not a curated record. The coding region runs from base 156 to 1541 and encodes 461 amino acids.